Chroicocephalus ridibundus (black-headed gull) is the source of this 1414-nucleotide messenger RNA. Its product is annotated as sperm-associated antigen 4 protein-like. The transcript has 12 exons. Bases 2 to 1213 code for a protein of 403 amino acids. Gene Ontology annotation, molecular function: protein-membrane adaptor activity. The record is from RefSeq and is a predicted model, not a curated record. NCBI's taxonomy places the organism in Eukaryota, Metazoa, Chordata, Aves, Charadriiformes, Laridae. Gene Ontology annotation, cellular component: meiotic nuclear membrane microtubule tethering complex; nuclear envelope.
AAUGAGGUCGCCCCUCAGCCUCCUUUUCUCCAAACUAGACAAAGCCUCAGCUGCUCCACAUAGGACAUGCCUUUCAGCCCUUUCACCAGCUUUGUUGCCCUCCUCUGGACACAUUCAAGGACCUUCACAUCCUUCUGAAGUGAUGGGGGCCCAGAGCGGCACAGAGUACUCCAGCUGCAGAAUCCGGCAUUUGUUCUUCUUCAGUUUCAUGCCACUGAUGAUUGCCCAAUGCUUCAGGCUGUCCAGAUCCCUCCACAAGGCGUUUCAUCCCUCAAGAGAGUCAACAGCACCUCCCAGCUUGGUAUCAUCUGCCGUGAACAGAAAAGGGUUGGUCUUCGGUCUGCCAGCGGCUGUGGACGCCAUCCAGAGAUGCCUCGGCACAGGCAUCUCCACCCUGCAAGAGAUCGUCACCUCGAGCAAGAAGGGGAUCUUUGCAAUCUUCGUGAUGAUCAUAGGUGCUCUCGUUGGUUCCUGCUGCGGGAUCCUGCAGCUCAUGUGGAUGCAGGGGGCAGAGGAUGUGGCACAGGUGCCGCUGGGGCAGGCAUCAGCCAACCUGUGGUCCCUAUGGGAACAAUCCCCAGCAAUGGAACUCCUGAGGAAGGAGAUCAGGCGCCUGGCUGCAGAGAUCGAUGCUAGCAAGGAGGAAGUUCGGCUAAUGAGAGAGGCAAUGUCUGCAAGCACGCAGAUGUCUGACUGGGCUCUGAAAGAGGCAGGGGCUGCCAUGGACCUGCAGAGAUCGUCCAGCAGCUCUGCAGGACUCUGCAGGGUGUUUUGGUUCCUGUGUGCUCCAGCCCCCCAGGACACCUUUGUGCAGCCGGAUGCUUUGCCGGGAUACUGCUGGCCUUUCCAAGGGUCUUGGAGCGAGGUGCUGAUCCGGUUGCCCACACAAAUAACACCAAUAGCCAUAACCAUACAGCACACCGCAAAGAUGGCCUCUGCGCUGGUGACUGUCAGCAGUGCCCCCCGAGAUUUCACUGUCUCUGGACUGGAUGAGGAAGGCGAGCAAGAAACUCUGCUGGGGACAUUCACCUACACUUUGCAGAAAGGGCCAAAUCAGACCUUCCCUCUGCAGAAUGGGAUUCCCAGAGGCUUUCGGUUUCUGAAACUUGGCAUACGGAGCAACUGGGGAAAACCAGGAUACACCUGCAUUUAUCGAGUGCAAGUGCAUGGGAAGAUCGUGGGAAGGAAGGCCGUCGGCCAGACACCUGUGUAGACCUUCUUCCCUCAAUAAAAAUUAAAGCAGAAAACUGAGAAACAGAGCAGAGGGAUGCGGCCGUUAGUCUGGUGCAGAGCAAUGUCGUUUCAGAGGUCCCCUCAAAGGUGCCAACUUCUGCCUUUCGCAGGCCGAGUCCUUCCUCAGGCUUUCCGCUUUCUCUCCACCAAGGAGAUGUUUCCUAACCGAGCAAAAGGAGAC